Stegodyphus dumicola is the source of this 1104-nucleotide messenger RNA. RefSeq lists its product as uncharacterized. The record is from RefSeq and is a predicted model, not a curated record. NCBI's taxonomy places the organism in Eukaryota, Metazoa, Arthropoda, Arachnida, Araneae, Eresidae.
AUUUUUUGCGCCAUUUUUCUCGCUUUCCUUCAGCUAUUUAUCUUCUUUUUUUUCUAUUAAUAAUUAUUUGUAUUUUGUUAUAUUUAUGAAGUAGAUUCAUAAUUAUGAAUUAUGAAGUAGAUUUACAUUCUUUUCCUGGUGCAACGAUAGAAAGGUUAAGACGUAAGAUAUCCUUUUUGGACAAUCGAUACCAUUUGAUUUUGGUACAUGUUGGUACCAACAAUUCGAAUGACAGUGUUGAAGAUAUUCUUAAAAAGUACGAUUGCCUCUUUAAGGAUAUUAAACGUUUGAACCCGAAUAUCAAUGUUAUCAUUUCAGAUAUCCUACCACGUGGUGAAGAUUUUUUCACAACUUUAAAUCAGCGAGUAGCAGCUUUGAACCGUUUACAGGUAAUUAAUAGAAAGAUUGUAGAAAUUAAUUCUCAACUUGAAAAGUACUGCCAAAAUCGAGAAGCGUUUUUUAUUUGCAGGUCGUCUCAUCAUUUUGGAGCUAAGUUAUUGGCUAGGGAUGGAUUACAUCUAAACCGUCUGGGGAACAAGAAACUUGCGGCAGUUUUCCUGGAUAAUAUCAAGAUUGUUUUGACUUCAAAGCCAGUUUCUACAAAGGAAUCAGAGAAUUUGUACUUAACACUUCAUCCCAUUGACUGUGAAGGAUUUCCUCAGGAAUGAUUAGUGGUUCUGCACCAAUUUUCAUGGCCAAUGGGAUAGUAUGCAAGUACUGCAAAUUUUUCUGUUCAUAAAUAAUCUCAUAUCUGAUCUCAAUCUGAUCAUUUUUAAUAUUUCAGGCUUAUGUUUGCAAAAUGAAUAGUGCAUUGUUUUCAGUGAUCUUGGCUGUUUCACAAUUGAAUUUAGUCUUCUUUAUUUUUCAGUAAACGAUUGGCAGGAAUCUGGUAUGUAUUUAAAAGUCAAGAGCAAGCUCUGCCAGGAGAAUUUUCUGAAACUGAAACUCAUAAAAUUUUUGAGUAAUAUGGUUGAUGAAUAAUAAUAUUUAUACUCUAUUCAAGGAAUUUUAUCUGAUAUGUCUUUAUUUUCAGAAAUAAAAGAUGAAUAAAAACUUUGUAAAAUAAUUAUUAUGUAUUCUGAAUAAAGUCUGGGGAAAAAAUUA